This is a messenger RNA of Brassica napus (rape), 1043 nucleotides long. RefSeq names its product heavy metal-associated isoprenylated plant protein 19-like. The transcript has 2 exons. Lineage: Eukaryota; Viridiplantae; Streptophyta; Magnoliopsida; Brassicales; Brassicaceae. Bases 330 to 788 code for a protein of 152 amino acids. Gene Ontology annotation, molecular function: metal ion binding. The record is from RefSeq and is a predicted model, not a curated record.
AAAAAUAUAAUACUAUAUACAAACAUUAAACACAUAUGAAUCAUAUAUGGUCUUUAUUAAUGAUUGGGUAUUAUUAUACUAUGAAUUGCUUUUCUGGUUAAAAUAUUGUAUUUUUCUUUAUGUGUGAAUAUAUGUUUAAAAUAAUAGUUUUUUCUCUGUUUAAUAUGCCUGAGUGUGUAUAUAUGUGUUUUAGGCUUUUGAAUAUAUUUAUGCUGGAAAUAUUGCGUACUUAGUCUCUUUCGCUAUUUGAAACACACGAAGAUGAAUUGCUGCUUUCCGCCUUCAGGAAAAAAUAUCACUAUUAGGUAAGUAUAAUUUAUAUUUGUAACAUGUUUAAGAAAAUUAUGUUUACAACUCACUAUUCUUCGAUAUUUUCUAGUACAUUGGAUGUUGAAUUGAAGAUACCAGAUUGUAACAAAUGCGGGAAAGGCAUGAUUUCUGCUAUUUCCAACUUCAAAGGAGUUGCAUCUUAUACGAAGGAUACAGAGAAUCAAAAGGUUGCGGUUUCUGGAAGUUUUGACCUGGAGAAGUUGUUGAAAAAACUCAAAAAAGUAACAGGCGGCAAAGGAGUGGAGGUUGUGAAGGAAGAAGAGAAAGAUCCUGAACCUGAAAUAGUUGAGGUUGUUAAAGAGAAAGAUGAAGAAACUGAAGUGGUUCAAGAAGUUAAAACAGAAGAGAAUGCACGACCUGAAAUGGUUUUCGAACCAAACAGUGAUGAGCAAAAGGAAAAAGAGAAGUACAUGCUGUUCAGUGACGAGAACCCUAACGCCAAGUGUACUAUUUCGUAAGCGUAGUUUGUCAAACAAAUAGACUUUUCUAAGGCUUUUGGCAUUUCGUUUUAUUUGAUUUAAUAUCUAAAUCAAUUAGAAAAAAGUUUCUAGUCGAGAGUUUCUAGAAUGACAAGUAUUGUAUUUCUUGUUCAUUCACUUAUUGUUUCCCAUCUAAUUGUAAGUUAAAAAAUUUAUGAAUUUUUGUUUUGUUUUUGUAAAUCGUUUGUUUUAAGCCGGUUUUUAAGAAUGGAGGUGUAAUUAGAAAAAGAAAUA